This is a messenger RNA of Aspergillus ochraceoroseus IBT 24754, 1230 nucleotides long. RefSeq names its product putative isochorismatase family hydrolase. The record is from RefSeq and is a predicted model, not a curated record. The coding region runs from base 331 to 957 and encodes 208 amino acids. The transcript is spliced from 4 exons. NCBI's taxonomy places the organism in Eukaryota, Fungi, Ascomycota, Eurotiomycetes, Eurotiales, Aspergillaceae.
CUCGAGCUUCUUAUUCUGUCUUGACAAUCUGCCCGGGGACAGAUCAUAACACAAAAUCCAUUGUGGCAACCUCUGAGGCAGUGGUGAAAUGCAGCCUGCCGGCAUUUGGAUUGGGAACUUUGCCCACAGCUUGAAUGAAAGCCAUUAUCAACUCUCUAUUCCACCGGAAUAUGCUCAGGGCCUCAGGCAACGACUCCAAGGUUCCCCGCAUCUGGCCGGUUUUCCCCGCGGAAUAUAAGAGCCUGAUCUUCUGCUUCUCUUCUCUUCCUUUCACCUAACUGAUUCUCUUGACACUUCUUCCCACCGGUAUAUCUACGCUAUCAUAACAAAAUGGCAUCUAUUUCCAGAGCUUGUCGCAUCCGUAACCCAGCUUUAUUCAUAUGCGACAUCCAAGAAAAAUUCAGCCCGAUCAUCUAUGAAUUCCCGAAAAUAGUCACAACAACAAUCAAACUCCUCCAAGCAUCCAAACCCCUAAACCUCCCCGUCUACAUCACAACCCAGAACCGUACCCGGCUAGGCCCCACGGUCUCUUCCCUGCAAAGCCACAUCGCGGGCUCGAACGUGCGCGCGGACGUGGACAAAACGCUCUUCUCGAUGAUAACGCCGGAGAUUGACGCGUUGCUGCCGAGGGUAGGCGGUGCGGGAGAGGAAGGCCUGGAUGUGGUUCUCGUGGGGAUUGAAGCGCAUAUCUGCGUUACGCAGACGACGCUGGAUCUGCUGGAGCGCGGACAUCGAGUGUAUUUGGUGGUGGAUGGGGUGAGUAGCGUUAAUGCGGAGGAAAGGGGGGUGGCGUUGGCGCGGUUGCGCGAUGCCGGGGCGAUUGUGACGACGAGCGAGAGUAUUCUGUUUGAGAUUUUGGGGGAUGCAGGACAUGCGCAGUUCAAGGCUAUUAGUGGGUUGGUGAAGGAGACGAAGAAGGAGACGAAGGAGGCUUUGGAGGUGCUUUCAAAAAUUUAAUCAGUUGAAUUGAGAAAAAAAAUUUUUUGGAUUUAGAAUUUAUAAGUAAGGGAGUACGAGUAACUAAUGGGAUGGAUGUUACUGAUUGAUACUUCUGUGAUUUACUACGCUAAGAAGCCAGCUACCGCAUAGUACAGCUAUGUGUGAUGAUGUCGGUGGAUGCGAGGAACAGGAUUUACGAACAGUCAUCCAAAACUUUUUUUUUGACAUGCGGCCGAAACACUGCCUUUUUGCCUCAUGGGGGAUUCUUCAGGUGCGUGAUGAUGGCCUGAU